AUGUUGUGUCAGUCACCAGACUUGCAGACCUUCUCUUCAGAUGCCAGGGAAUUAAUUCUCCUUUUUAGCACUUACACUUUCUUUGAGAAUGAGAUGCUUUUGACUGCACUCCAGCUGUUGAUUAUAGAGAAUGUUCUCUGUGAACUUCUGAGGGCCAUGAUACCCCAUGCACAGGGAGUCAGGGACCAGUCCAUGGGCACAGUGUCCUCAGCAGAGAUCCUUUUCCUAGGAACACUGAAGUGCUGUCUCUUCUUCGCUUUGCUGGAGAGGAGUAUUCUAGACCUUUCUAGAGGGGAGCUUCUAAAGGCCUUUGAUGAUGAAAUCAAUGCUUUUUUGGACAAUAUGUUUGGACCUCGAGAUUCUCGAGUCAGAGGAUGGUUCAUGCUGGACUCUUACCUCCCUACCUUUUCCCUCACUGCCGUCUAUCUGCUUUCCAUAUGGCUGGGUAACAAAUACAUGAAGAACAGACCUGCUCUUUCCCUCAGGGGAAUCCUCACCUUGUAUAACCUCGGAAUCACACUGCUGUCCGUGUACAUGCUGGUGGAGCUCAUUCUCUCCAGCUGGGAAGGAGGCUACAACUUGCAAUGUCAGGACCUUGCCAGUGCAGGGGAGGCCGAUGUCCGGGUAGCCAAGGUGUUAUGGUGGUACUACUUCUCCAAAUUAAUAGAGUUCGUGGACACAAUUUUCUUUGUUUUGCGGAAAAAAACCAGUCAGAUUACUUUUCUACAUGUGUAUCAUCAUGCCUCUAUGUUUAACAUCUGGUGGUGUGUUUUGAACUGGAUACCUUGUGGGCAAAGUUUCUUUGGACCCACUCUGAACAGUUUUAUCCACAUUCUUAUGUAUUCCUACUAUGGACUGUCUGUGUUUCCAUCGAUGCACAAGUAUCUUUGGUGGAAGAAAUACCUCACACAGGCUCAACUGCUGCAGUUCGUGCUCACCAUCACCCACACCAUGAGUGCUGUCGUGAAACCCUGUGGCUUCCCCAUGGGGUGUCUCAUCUUCCAGUCUUCUUACAUGCUUACAUUAGUCAUCCUGUUCUUAAAUUUUUAUUUCCAGACAUAUCGAAAAAAGCCAAUGAAGAAAGAGAUGGAAGAGUCCCCAGCAGGGAAAGAAGUUAAGAAUGGAUUUUCCAAAGCCUACUUCCCGGCAGCUAACGGAGUGAUCAGCAAGAAGACCCAGUAACCACCGGGCAGCAGACAGUCUUAACAGAUGGGCUUGCUCUUAAGGCAAAGACUGAAUUGAAAGUUAUAUGUGCUUUAGCAUAAACUAAUUUCUUUUGAGUUUAUAAAUCAUUUGUGCCCAGAAUGUAUUAAUAUCUUGCUAUUAGGUUAAUCUGUUAAUUGAGUGUUUCUGUCAGCAUUGAGGUGAGGCUGGAACCUAUAGAUCUCAGAACUGGUGCAGCUUCUCCCUCCUCCCCCCAGACAUCCCCUCACCAGAAACGGGCUUCAUGACGCCUCCCACACAGCCAGGAAGCUGGGGCACUGUUUGUCACAGCAAGUCUUCAAAGAAACAGUUAAGAGUUUUGUUCACGUGAAAACCUUUAAAAGAAAAUGUAAAUUAUCUCCUAAAUACAGGGUAUGUUCUAAUCCAUAUUAAGCAAUAAUUGUCAGUGCAUAAAGUAAUUAGUCCCUCUGUUCCUUUAGGGUUCAACCCCAGAAGAUAUUAAAAUGGGAUUAUAAAUGGAAAAUCGAGCAAAACUUUUCUCUCUCUCAAGCUGUGUGUCUGUCAGAUUCCCAUGACCACUCCCAGUUUCAACAUAGUGAUAUGGUAAUGAAAUGUGUAUUUUACUUUGAAGAUUAGUUUUUCUAAGAAGAAAAAAAUAUUCUGCCAAACCCUCACAGCUCGGGGGCUUGAAGAGUUGUUCAUCAGUUUUAAUUUGGUCUCCUCAGUCAGAUCUACCUCCUGUGAAGUUGCCCCAGGUUAGGGUAGAGACACACAAUGCUCAGUGCUCAAAACAGGUCUACACCUGGCUGCCCGUUUGUUUCUGAACAAGGAUUUGAGUCCAGUCUUCCCCUGUCCUUAGAAUGAUAAGCCCUUGGGACAUUUGUAAAUCAGAAUUCACAGAGCAGUGGGCGAAAAGAGACAUUGAAUUUGUCAACUGUUUCUUGUGAACCUGUCUGGAAUAUUAUUCCCCUGUACCUGCUAUCACUCUUCGCAGGUUAAGUUUUUGAAAAUAGCAACUAAAAAUCGGAGGACUAGAGAAAGAUUUCAACACUGAGCCACGAGCUGGUAAUGAGCCACCCUGAAAAGUGCCUAUUUGGCAAACUCAGCCUCUUUUCCGGGCUCUGCAGAGCAAUCGGGACCAAGAAUCAAGCACAAAAGCACAGGAAGUCGUUGAUGGAUCUUCCUUUCCCCUCUAGGAUGGGGCUGUUACUCACUGUCACAUUGUACCAGGAGUGCAAACAGGAUAUUUUCUGAAGCUUUGAUGAUGAUCUUCACCCUAUAAAAGUAUUAUUUACCCCAUACCUUGUUUUUGAAAUACGUUGUAGUUCACAACGUUGACAUCAAAUGCUUAAGUGCCAGAAGGGCACUGUCACCGUUGCCCAUCACAUCCCAGUCUAUCGGGGGUGCCUUCCUGUCCUUGGCUUUUUAUUUUCCCGAGCUCUAGUUUUUAAGUUAUUUUUCCUGUUUAGAAAAUAAAAACACUGACUUUUAUACUGACCUUGUACACUGACAUCGUGCUGACUUUUCUGUCUUUCAUGUAAACAACCCACUCAGGGUUCUGGGUUCUGGCCCACCUUUGGAAAGUGACUGGCCUUAGGCCAGUCUUCCUGGUGAAAGUGUUGGGCCCUGGAACAUUUUCUUCUCUACUUGUCGAUCCGUUUCUAUUGAACAGACACCUCUAGAUAAUGCCCACUUACCCUUGGAAUUAUUUUUCUAAAUAGUUUUCUAAUACUGACUUGCUCUAGGGUGCUUAAUCCCCUCUUCCAUCACAUUAUAACUGUAUUGUUACAAGAUUAGUUCUGGCCCAGAAACUCAUUCAGAGCGAGGGCCGGUUGGAGAGUGACCGCCCUGCUCCUCUCUGACAGGCACAAGCCGGCCGAGGAGGAGGCCCUCGGAGCACCUGGGCUCUGGUCAGUUCCGGGCCUCAAACAUGGGCUCGGAUCUGUUCUCAGGUACAGUCCAAGUGAAAAUGAGACUCAAGACAUACAUCACUGGUCAUUCACUGUAUUCAGCUUAUUCGGUCACACCUGCAGUUCUGGGGGCCCUCGUGGCUUCACGUCUGCAGAGCAAAGGGCAGCCGUUGCCCAGCUGAAGGCCAGAGCCAGGGAGCCGGAGGGGAGAGCUGGGUAGUUACACUUUCAAGCUCAGCUUAGCGGUUUCAGGAUGCUUAUUUCCAAUUGGUCUUUAAUUCUACAAAAGCUUUAAAACACUUGUAAGCCUUAAACCAUUCAAGGGCUGGUUAAACUACACAGAGCUAUGAAAUCGUAGCCACAAAAGUUGAAUCAGGUAAAUAUUUCAACCUGUCAUUAAGUGUUACAACUUUAAAAAACACAAUGUUUACUUGUAAUGUGAUUUUCCUAAAAACAGAACUGUUUUUAAAAAUAUGUAUAAUCUGUUAAAAAAAAAUGUAAAAUUA
This is a messenger RNA of Molossus molossus (Pallas's mastiff bat), 3580 nucleotides long. It is a transcript of the gene ELOVL2, whose product is annotated as ELOVL fatty acid elongase 2. Gene Ontology annotation, molecular function: fatty acid elongase activity. Gene Ontology annotation, cellular component: endoplasmic reticulum membrane; endoplasmic reticulum. The transcript is spliced from 8 exons. The coding region runs from base 1 to 1182 and encodes 393 amino acids. The record is from RefSeq and is a predicted model, not a curated record. Gene Ontology annotation, biological process: fatty acid elongation, monounsaturated fatty acid; fatty acid elongation, polyunsaturated fatty acid; very long-chain fatty acid biosynthetic process. Lineage: Eukaryota; Metazoa; Chordata; Mammalia; Chiroptera; Molossidae.